AUGAGAUUUAACAAUCCAUUUCCAGCAUAUACUGAGACUGAGAAAAGUAUUUAUCCAGUGGUGUUGACUUUUCCAUGGGAUAAUAUCGCGCUUGUUCAAAAGGUUGAGCAAUUAUUCACACAAUACUUUACAAGGCCAACACCUUCCAAGAGCAUGUUGGACUUAUUUGGCCCAGUGUCACCAGUGGGCACAUCAAAUUUUCUAGGGAGUGCAAGUUUGUCUCCAGAAUCAGCAGAAUCUCCUCAAGUCAACACCUCUAAAGGAAAUAAGGACUUUCUUAAAUAUUUCUGUGGAUUUGAGAUUUGUGACGGAAGGAAACGAUUACUCACGGUAGAGGUUACAUCUAAGGAUGCUCUCCGAUUUUUCAUCGACCGUGUAGAGAAUUAUUGUAACAAGGAAUCGCUCCCUGUGAAGAUCAUGUAUGACUUUUCGUGUUUUUACAGCAACAGACUCUAUGAACAAUUAAUUGGGGUUAGUUCAAAAUCUGGCGAUAAAGUCGAAGAGAAAAAAGGAGCUGGAAGAAGACCAUCCAUGCAAGUGAUACCAGUAGAUGACACAAAGAAAGGUAUUACUCGAUUAAGACUUCAAGAUACAUUUGAAAAUAUUUUAUCUUCCAAAGAAAUUUAUAUCAAGAACAAGAAAGCUGAAGAUUUAAAAAUUUUGGCAGCUCUAUCCAAAGUUUAUAGUAUUUUCUCUUCCGAUUCCAUUGAACAAGUGAUUGAAAAUGGCCUUCUCCCUGACUCUUGUAAUUUAAUGAGCAUUAAGGAACGAUUUUGUGAUGAUAACCUUAUUGAUGUAGAUAAUUUAUUAGUCAUGAAUCAAAGGAAGAAAAAAUCAGAAGAUGAGGAAAUGCAAAAGACCAAACGGGAAACGGAACAUGAGGAAAUUUAUUCAGCUCCAGAAACUAUAGACGACUUGGGUCUUCAUUUGAACGAGGAAGUUGGAUUAGAAGGAAUUCCUCUUAUUGAAACACCAGCUCAUCUGCCUCCUGCUGAAAAAAUCAUUUUUGAAGGAGAAGAAAAACGAAAGAAGGCACGAGUCAGAGCUUUUAACACAAACCCUUCUGGAUAUACUUUGGAAGAGGUGUCACAACCUGAAAAGAAAUUUUGGAUCUACAUACCCCACCUCAAGGGUCACAUUGUUGCUGCAUUCCCUCCCAUGACCAAAGAGUUUCCUCCCUUUAAUUUACACAGCUACAUGACAGGAACAUUGAUUCGAUCCGAUCGAAAACAUCCACCUCCAAAAAUUAGGGCCUAUACCAACUUUGGAAGUAUAUCCACAAAGAGUAGAAAGCCCGAAAUUACCAUCUCUCCAGAUAUUGUGUAUUGUAUCAUGGUCAAUUCGUGGACACAACGAGCAAGUACGCAAAUCGAUAACAAACUCGACUACAAAUUAAGGCAAUCAAUGAGAAGUCCAACCUCUAAAAACUUCAUGCAUGAGAAUUUUCAAACUGUGCAUGAGCUAUCCAGACAUUCAUCUAAUUCCAAAUUUCGUGAAGAGAUGGAAAAGAGCUCUAAAAAGUACAUUACCAUACCGACCUAUCCUGAAGAACGAAAGAAUUUAGAAAAAACAUUAGAAUUACGGCAAACAACUCCUCCCUCUCAACCAUGGGUUAAUCGAGGAAAAACAACUUCAAGAGAAGACAAUCGUCAUCCCAAACAAUUGGAUCAAGCACGAAUUGAUGAAUUACACAUGAUUGAUUUAUUUGACAAGAAUCUUUCGACCAUGUUGAGAGAAAGUUCAACAACGAGCUUAUCAGCAGCAGGUGGUACAUCCAAACGCACAGGAAAUGGUGUCACCAAUUUCACCAAUCCUUCCCUAUCCUCUGUCAAGCUUCCAAAAAUUAAAUAA
Naegleria fowleri is the source of this 1851-nucleotide messenger RNA. RefSeq lists its product as uncharacterized. The coding region runs from base 1 to 1851 and encodes 616 amino acids. Lineage: Eukaryota; Heterolobosea; Eutetramitea; Acrasida; Naegleriidae. The record is from RefSeq and is a predicted model, not a curated record. The transcript has a single exon.